AUGACAAACCACACAGUAACAAUGUUUGUCCUACUGGGACUGACUGAUGACCCACAACUGAAGACUGUGAUUUUCAUCUUUCUGUUUCUCACCUACAUCUUGAGUGUACUUGGGAACCUCACAAUCAUUUCCCUCACCUUGAUGGAUUCACACCUAAAAACAGCCAUGUACUUUUUCCUUCAAAAUUUCUCCUUCUUAGAAAUCUCAUUUACAACUGCCUGCAUUCCCAAAUACUUAUACAAUAUAUCGACAGGUGACAAGACAAUUACAUAUAAUAACUGUGUCACUCAAAUUUUUUUUACUGAUCUUCUUGGUGUGACUGAAUUUUUUCUCCUGGCUAUCAUGUCCUACGACCGAUACAUAGCCAUCUGCAAACCCCUGCAUUAUGUCACCAUCAUGAACAGCAGUGUUUGUAGAAGACUCAUUCUCUGUUGCUGGACAGCUGGCAUGUUGGUGAUCCUCCCUCCACUUAGCCUGGGCCUCAAUCUGGAAUUCUGUGACUCUAAUGUCAUUGACCACUUUGUCUGUGAUGCAUCCCCGCUUCUAAAGAUCUCAUGCACAGAAACGUGGCUUAUAGAGCAGAGUGGCCUUCUGUGUGCAUUGCAC
This is a messenger RNA of Nannospalax galili (Upper Galilee mountains blind mole rat), 606 nucleotides long. Its product is annotated as olfactory receptor 6C2-like. Lineage: Eukaryota; Metazoa; Chordata; Mammalia; Rodentia; Spalacidae. The annotation marks the transcript as partial. Gene Ontology annotation, biological process: G protein-coupled receptor signaling pathway. The transcript is spliced from 2 exons. Gene Ontology annotation, molecular function: olfactory receptor activity; G protein-coupled receptor activity. Gene Ontology annotation, cellular component: membrane. The record is from RefSeq and is a predicted model, not a curated record.